AAAUCUACUCGGAGAAGCAAAGUCUCUCUCUACUAGUCUACUUUGAUAAGUAACUAAUCUGGAAAGUAAGAGAUCAUGGCAGAGAGUGCCGUGAGUUUUCUUCUCCAAAGGCUUGCGCCUGUAUUUGAGAAAAAGGUGAAAUUGUUCACAGGGGUUCGAGCAGAAGUGGUGGAUCUGAAAGGACAGCUAGAGCUCAUAACAGCCUUCUUAAGGGUCGCAGAUGCAUUAGAAGAGAGCGAUGAGGAACUCAAAGUUUGGGUUAAGCAAGUCAGAGAUGUUGCCCAUGAGACAGAAGAUCUUCUUGACGAAUUAGAACUUGUCCAGGCACCUAAUCAAACAAAUGGAUUCUCUAUUUCUCUCAGGAUCAGGAAUAUGAAAGCUCGUUAUCGGAUUGCUUAUGAGUUAAAAGGCAUCAACUCUCGCAUGGGAACUAUUUUUUCAAUUCAUAAAAGAUUCCUCAGUAAACUUGACACUGCUUCAGAGGCUUCAAAUUCCAUUUCUACAGGUAACACAUGGCAUGAUCAACAAGGAGAUGCCCUUCUCCUGGACAACACUGACGUAGUGGGAAUAGACAGGCCUAAAAAGCAGUUGAUCGGGUGGUUGAUUAAAGGUUGUCCUGGACGCAAAGUAAUUUCUGUUACUGGAAUGGGAGGGAUGGGGAAAACUACUUUGGUGAAGAAAGUAUAUGAUGAUCCAGAAGUAAAGAAACACUUCAAAGCCUGUGUUUGGGUUACUGUUUCUCAAUCUUGUAAAAUUGAGGAGCUUCUCAGAGACUUGGCCCAGAAACUUUUUUCUGAAAUAAGACGACAAGUUCCAGAAGGCUUGGAAAGCAUGCGUAGUGACGAGAUGAAGAUGAUUAUUAAAGACCUACUGCAGAGGAGGAGGUACCUAGUGGUAUUUGAUGAUGUGUGGCAUAUGUAUGAAUGGGAAGCUGUCAAAUAUGCAUUGCCUAACAACAAUUGUAGCAGUAGGAUCAUGAUCACCACACGUAAAUCUGAUUUAGCCGUUACUUGCAGCAUAGAAUCCAAAGGCAAGGUGUAUAAUGUGCAACCCUUGAAAGAAGAUGAGGCUUGGGAUCUAUUUUCUAGAAUGACUUUCCAGGGUCACUCAUGCCCCUCAUAUUUGAUUGACAUCUGUAAAUAUAUCUUAAGAAAAUGCGAGGGUCUGCCCCUUGCAAUUGUGGCAAUCAGUGGUGUCCUGGCUACGAAAGACAAGCGCAGGAUAGAUGAGUGGGAUAUGAUUUGCCGUAGUCUUGGAGCUGAAAUUCAAGGCAAUGGCAAACUUGAUAAUUUGAAAACAGUACUUGGCCUCAGUUUUAAUAAUUUGCCUUACUAUUUAAAGUACUGUUUUUUGUACUUGAGCAUCUUUCCUGAGGACCAUUUGAUUAAGCGCAUGAGAUUGAUUCGCUUAUGGAUAGCAGAAGGAUUUAUUGAAGCCAAAGAAGGAAAAACAAUGGAAGAUGUUGCAGAGGAUUACCUCAAGGAGCUCCUGAACAGAAACUUAAUUAUAGUAGCAGGGACAACAUCUGAUGGAAGGGUCAAAACUUUGCGAAUCCAUGAUCUUCUACGGGAGAUCAUCAUUUUGAAGUCUAAGGAUCAAAACUUUGCAGCCAUUGUCAAAGAACAAAAUGUGGCAUGGCCUGAAAAGAUUCGGCGCCUUUCAUUGCAUAGCGCAUUACCAAACGGACAGCAACAGAGGUCUGUUUCUCAACUCCGUUCUCUCUUAAUAUUUGGGGUUGUUGAAAAUUUAUGCCUAGGCAAACUGUUUCCAGGCGGUUUCAAACUGCUUACUGUUUUAGAUUUUCAAGAUGCACCUUUAAAGAAGUUUCCAGUAGCAGUUGUUGACCUAUAUUAUUUAAGUUAUCUAAGCUUAAGGAAUACAAAGGUGACUAUGGUUCCAAGUCGUAUAUUAGGGAAGUUGCAGAACCUAGAAACAUUGGAUCUUAAGAAGACUGCCGUCAGAGAAUUGCCUGCAGAUAUACUAAAGCUUAAAAAACUUCGCCAUCUCCUUGUAUAUCAGUUCAAAGUCAAAGGUUAUGCACAGUUCCACUCCAAAUAUGGUUUUAAGGCUCCCCCUGAAAUAGGAAAUUUACAGUCACUACAAAAGCUUUGUUUUGUGGAGGCAAACCAAGACUGUGGCAUGAUAAUAAGGCAGUUAGGGGAGCUAAGUCAACUAAGAAGGUUAGGCAUCAUGAAACUCAGAGAGGAAGAUGGGAAGGCUUUCUGUUCGUCCAUUGAAAGAUUGACUAAUCUCCGUGCCCUCUCUGUUACUUCUGAGAGCGAGAAUAAAGUCAUUGAUCUGGGAUUCAUUUCUUCACCCCCUCCAUUUCUUCAACGCUUGUAUAUGUCAGGACGUCUACAAGAGUUACCAAGUUGGAUACAGUCUCUUCAUAGCCUGAGCAGGUUAUUUCUGAAAUGGAGCUGUUUAAAACAUGAUCCACUAGUAUCUCUGCAGGAUUUGCCAAACCUUGCACAUCUUGAGCUACUUCAAGCUUAUGAUGGUGACACAUUGCAUUUUAGGUGUGGAAAGUUCAAGAAGCUCAAGGUUUUAGGUCUUGACAAAUUUGAUGGACUCAAACAGGUGACAGUGGGGAAGGGUGCAAUGCCUUGCCUAGAAAAGAUGAUCAUCCAGCGUUGUGAAUUGUUGGAGAAGGUACCAUCAGGCAUUGAACACUUGACUAAGCUGAAAGUCCUUGAGUUUUUUGAUAUGCCUGAUGAACUGAUGAAGACAAUAUGUCCACAUGGUCCAGGAGAAGAUUACUGGAAAGUUUCACACAUACCAGAGGUUUAUUCUACCUAUUGGAGAGAUGAUGGUUGGGAUGUUUAUGCACUAGACAGUUUCAAAGCUUGUUCUCCCCGAUCUGGCACUGUCAUGAGAUGUCAUGAACGCCUCACUCUGUGGAAGGUGUAGCUAUAAAUUGUGCAAUAACAAAAGGUGAAUAAUAAUUUGUAGAAAUUACCUAAAUUGUAUGUUAAAAUAUUGAGCAGACUCGUUCCCUGUAUAGGAGUCAGCACUCUAAAUAAAGGUGUAGGUUUUUAUUCACCUUUGUUUAUAUUCGAUUAAUGUAAAUAGAUGAAUCAACUAAUGAUCAUCGUUUAACUCACUGUAUAUAAAUCUUCCUAUAUUUCAUAUACAAAUCCCAUUCUU
Molecule: messenger RNA, 3147 nt
Organism: Gastrolobium bilobum
Lineage: Eukaryota; Viridiplantae; Streptophyta; Magnoliopsida; Fabales; Fabaceae
Product: disease resistance protein RPM1-like
Exons: 2
Coding region: 76-2910 (944 amino acids)
Biological process (GO): defense response to other organism
Molecular function (GO): ADP binding
Source: RefSeq, a predicted model, not a curated record